AUGAACUUCUCCCUAUGUGUACCUGCAAGGAUUUUGAAUGAGACCAUCUACUACAGAGAAUUGGUCAUUAAUACGACCUUCUCUUUGGAGAAACCUCCUUUGCAGAGCCUGCAAGAAUGGAUCAUCUACCCUCCAUCCUCCAAGACGAAGAUGUUCCUGAUACCACCAAUAGUUUGCCUUACAGCAGCCAUCCUAGUCAUCCCUUUCAUCUUGUUUGUGAUUUUUUCUCGUGACAACAUACGUCAGGAAACAAGGUACCUGCUGCUGGCCAAUGCUUUGCUUUGUGAUUUGAUCUAUCUGAUACUCUAUGCUGUGUCUGCCGUUUUCAGUGUGUCCAGCUUCAGUCUCUCCAAAAGCGCCUGCGUGAUCCUGCUGUUUUUGCUGGCAAUGACUUACUGUGGAGGGUUGUUAACAGCUGUAGCAAUGGUGCUGGACAUCUAUCUGGCCAUUUUGUGGCCUUUACAUUACAUAUCCAUUUUGCCUUCUUCACGAGCAAAAAAGCUGAUACUGCUCCUAUGGGUCUCCUCUGGCAUUUGCCCUGGAAUUAUCUUCUUAAUCCUAAAGGUCACUCAAAAACCCUCCACCUGUCCAGUGGAAAACUGUUCUGUGCCAAUAAUACUGGUCAUGACUUUACAAGGAGAUGAAGCCGUGAAAUUCUGCUAUGUACUUUCAAUCUCUGCCCUUCUUCUCUGUCUGUCCCUCAUCCUCUGUUGUUAUGUUAUCCUGUAUUUCAAAACAAAGCAGUCAGGAAUAUGGAAGAGCAUCUUCUCUAGAGCCAGUGUGACAUUCCUGAUGCACCAUAUUAUCUUGUUUUUUCAUUUCACUCCUCUGUUGGCUGCAGUGGUGGAGGCACUGCUUUAUGUCAAUGCUAUAAUUGGGCCACAGACAGGAGUAUGGGUUUCUCUGAUCAUCUGCAAUGUGCUGAUCAUUCUGCCCAAAGCUUUGUCACCUUACCUGUGUGGCCUUCGAUACCGUGAGAUAUCUUCCUCCCUCAAGUUCUUCCUCAGGUGGAAGAACACAACCGUGGUGUCUCCUGCUUUAUCGACUUGA
Molecule: messenger RNA, 1050 nt
Organism: Varanus komodoensis (Komodo dragon)
Lineage: Eukaryota; Metazoa; Chordata; Lepidosauria; Squamata; Varanidae
Gene: GPR148
Product: G protein-coupled receptor 148
Exons: 1
Coding region: 1-1050 (349 amino acids)
Biological process (GO): G protein-coupled receptor signaling pathway
Cellular component (GO): membrane
Molecular function (GO): G protein-coupled receptor activity
Source: RefSeq, a predicted model, not a curated record